This is a messenger RNA of Microtus ochrogaster (prairie vole), 5021 nucleotides long. RefSeq names its product CUGBP Elav-like family member 6 (gene Celf6). Gene Ontology annotation, molecular function: RNA binding. Lineage: Eukaryota; Metazoa; Chordata; Mammalia; Rodentia; Cricetidae. The record is from RefSeq and is a predicted model, not a curated record.
CGCCCCGCCCCUCGCUCUCGGCCUGGCCCCGCCCCCUGAGUAGCCCCCCGCCCUCGCAGCCGAGCCCCGCCCCCUCCCCCAGGCCCUCGCCAGCAGUCCGGGGAAGGGACGGCGGGACAAGCGGGACGCGCGAGAGGGCAGACGGGGCGGGGAUAUGGCCGCGGCUCCCGGAGGGUCUGCGCCGCCCUCCGGCCCCGGCCCGCGCCUGGCUUUCAGCACCGCGGACAGCGGCAUCGGCAUGAGCGGGCUGAACCCUGGUCCCGCGGUGCCCAUGAAGGACCACGACGCCAUCAAGCUCUUCGUGGGGCAGAUUCCGAGGGGCUUGGACGAGCAGGACCUCAAGCCGCUGUUCGAGGAGUUCGGCCACAUCUACGAGCUGACCGUGCUGAAGGACCGGCUCACCGGCCUCCACAAAGGCUGUGCCUUCCUCACCUACUGCGCACGGGACUCUGCUCUCAAGGCCCAGAGUGCACUGCACGAGCAGAAGACCCUGCCAGGGAUGAGUCGUCCGAUCCAAGUGAAGCCGGCUGCCAGUGAGGGCCGAGGAGAGGACCGGAAGCUGUUUGUAGGGAUGUUGGGCAAGCAGCAGGGUGAGGAGGAUGUCAGACGCCUGUUCCAGCCCUUCGGCCAUAUCGAGGAGUGCACUGUCCUGCGGAGUCCUGAUGGUACCAGCAAAGGCUGUGCCUUUGUGAAAUUUGGGAGUCAAGGGGAAGCUCAAGCUGCCAUCCAGGGACUGCACGGUAGCCGGACAAUGACGGGCGCCUCAUCCAGCCUGGUGGUGAAGCUGGCAGACACCGACCGGGAGCGCGCGCUGCGGAGGAUGCAGCAAAUGGCUGGCCAGCUGGGCGCCUUCCAUCCAGCGCCACUGCCUCUCGGGGCCUGUGGCGCCUACACCACUGCGAUCUUGCAACACCAGGCAGCAUUGCUGGCUGCGGCGCAGGGUCCUGGAUUAGGCCAGGUGGCCGCGGUGGCCGCCCAGAUGCAGCACGUGGCGGCCUUCAGCCUGGUGGCUGCACCGCUAUUGCCUACAGCAGCCAAUGCAUCACCUGGUGGAGGUGGUCCUGGUGCACUCCCCGGCCUUCCAGCGCCCAUGGGGGUCAAUGGAUUCGGCUCCUUGACCCCCCAGACCAAUGGACAGCCAGGCUCCGAUUCGAUCUAUAACAACGGGCUUUCUCCUUACCCAGCCCAGAGCCCCGGUGUGGCUGAUCCCCUGCAGCAGGCCUACGCUGGGAUACACCAAUAUGCAGCAGCCUAUCCCUCGGCCUAUGCCCCAGUGAGCACAGCUUUUCCCCAGCAGCCUUCAGCUCUGAAUCAGCAACAAAGAGAAGGCCCCGAAGGCUGUAACCUCUUCAUCUAUCACCUGCCUCAGGAGUUUGGGGAUGCAGAACUCAUACAGACAUUCCUGCCCUUUGGAGCCGUUGUCUCUGCCAAAGUGUUUGUGGAUCGUGCCACCAACCAGAGCAAGUGUUUUGGGUUUGUUAGUUUUGACAAUCCAACCAGUGCCCAGACUGCCAUCCAGGCCAUGAAUGGCUUUCAAAUCGGCAUGAAGAGGCUCAAGGUCCAGCUAAAGAGACCUAAGGAUGCCAACAGGCCUUACUGAUCUGCAUUCACUGACCAGUCACAGACAGAAACUGAAGAGUGAGAAGAAAGGAAAAAGAAAAGCACAGAAAUGCUGGAGUGGCCCUACCGGAAGGAGUGGCAGCAGACGGAGGUGGACCAGACCCAGGGCUGGCGCCUGGGGCUCAGGCCACUCAUCGUGUGGGUUGUCCCACGGAGUGAUCAAGCUGGCAGGGCAACCAGUGCUGGCUGAGGAUCGACUGAUCUAAGGGAACCAGCAGAGGGCCUUGGGGGUGCCAAGGGCUUCUCAGCAAGGGAAGCCCAAACUUACUUUGUUCAGAAUCAUAUCAUUCCUUAGUGUUUAGGGACCAAAGGACUAUUGCUUUUUUUAAGAAUAUCUAUAUCUAUAUAUAUAUCUAUAAAUUAAAACAAAGAGAAAACAGAAGAGAGACAAAAAGACAGUAUAGAGUCUCAUAAAAGCUGCCUUUAACUAAUCCCUAGGAGACAGGGUGAAGGAGACCCUUAAUAGCCAGCCCCAGCCUAGGCAGAGGCGGCUGUGGAAGACUGUCCUGUGUCUCAUUCCUUCUGAAGCUACUCCCUUCCCUGCCCUUAAACAGAAAUGACAAAGGAUGUGAAGCCUAGGCUCAUAGUCCAGCAACAAGAGGGUUAUGGAAGCAGCGAAUCCACAGUCCCAAAACUCAGAUAGUAUCCCUGAGGAGGCCUCAGGAGGAUUCAGGCCUGCGCUGCUCUUUGCUAUGCUACGAGGGCCCCGGCCAUCAGAAGUGGGAAUCUGCCUUUCCUUCACAAUGCCCUUUCCUGGGGAGUCAGAGCCUCCCCAGGCAGGAAGAAAGAGGGAGCCUUUUCCUUCCCAGUCCAGGUAGACCAAGGCCACACCUUUGGCUAAGCUGAGACACCUCCCGUUCCCUUCCCCUUGCGACUGCCCCAGUGUCCCCUUGCUUCAGGCCACCGUCUGUCUCUUAGUCUGUUUGUCCCCCUGUGAAGUAGACUUGAGAUACACGUAUAGGGCUGUGACACAGACACGGAAGGCUUGCUGCUGUAAAUACUGCCGUUGACGAGGGGAUACUUUAUCUAUGUAGAAGCUUCAGAAUUAGAGGUCCCUCUUUACCCAGGACCCGGGAGGGAAGUAGAUGUUUUGCCAAAAUACUAAUUCAUUCCUUUAAAAAGUCCAUCUUUCCUAUGCAAGUGCGUCUCAUGUGUGCUUACCCGAGGUGCUUUUAGAUGGUGAGCCGUGUUCAGCUUAGAAGUGGUGUGUGCUCUGUCCGUCUGUCCUUGUCUGUCUGUUGUAUACAGUGGGUGCCAUAUAAAGCUGAUCAAUGGUGGUGCUUCCUGCUGCUUCUGUGAGAUGGGCAAAAGGUUCAGCUCAGAAUACCACGAUUCACCUUGUCUUGGUCAGCCCUCCCUGGGCCUACCAGACCUUGAAUACACUUUUCCCCCGGGGGAAUAAUUUACACUCCCACCACCAAGUCAUGGAUCAACUUAGUUUGAAGCCCCACCGAAUAGGGGAUGCUCUGGUCCAGCACUGGAGGCCUGCCAUCCGAUAGAUAACACUGGGGCAUAAACGAUGUGGGAGGGAAAGAAGAUAAUUCCUUCUAGGCUCUUUUGAAGAAAACCUGUUCCCCGCCCCCCCCCCACACACACAGCCCCGUUCCUCUGUCUUUGACUGGUUUUUGGAAGUAAUGAGAACUAAAACUAGAUUUGUCAACAUUGCUAGGUUAGCUGUGGAUUACAUCCACAGACACUUGCCAGAUGGGAGAGGGACUGGUCCUGAGGCACACAUACACCCGCACAGUGCUAACCCACAGACAAAUGCCUCGGGUACAGGUAGAGAUAUACAGCACCUGCCUAUUCAAACGAAAAGAUAUUCAUGGACUUAGAGACAUAACUCAGACAGUACAGUGUUUACCUUGUGAGCCCAAGGACCUGCGGUCAAUUCCUCAGAACUCAUAUUAAGACAAACAAGCAAACAAAACAGGCAUGCUCUCAUACCCUCAGCCCUGGGGCAACAGAGACAAGUGGGUCUGGGAGGCCCACUGACCAGCCAUCCCAGCCAAAGUGGUGAAUUCGAGGACAAUGAGAGACCCUAUCUCCAAAAACCUAGGUGAUGACCCCUGAGGAAUGACAGCUGAAGUUGUACUCUGGUCUCUGCAUAUAUGUACACACACAAAACAGACUUCAGGCAUUCACCUAAAAGCAGACAGUUCUCAGUGCUAGGUGUUAGGCAUUGUUCUUGGGCUCAAGUUUCUCCCAAGUCCCAGGAGUUGAGGGGAAACACCAAUGAUUAAAGCACAUACAAUGGAGGGACACAUGUGGCCUAUACCAGCAAGAAAGCUACAGCCUGCUCUAAUGUUGGGAGAGCUCCAGAAAGUCUUCCUAGAGAUUAAAGUAAAGAGUCAUCAAGAAGGAACUAGGAUAUUCAAAGUCUCUGAGUGAUUGCAUAAUUUUGAGAAGGUAUUUGUAGCCAAGAAAUAAUAAUCUCUUAUUUUAGAUUCUGUUACAUUACAGAUAAGUCAAGAGCCUCUUAUCAUUCCUAAAUCUACCCGAACCUUAACUCAGUACUGAGUCAUGUCAAAGCAUUCGAAACAAUAUGGAAUUUAUUUUACUUCAUGCUAUAGGGUAUGAGCAAGGGCCUGGUAGACUCUAGAUCCCCAAUUUGCAGGUGUUGAUGCAAUUUAGGUCAAGUGCUGGCAAACGAUGGUGUGUCAGCCAGACCUGACCUGUGACAUAUUUUGCAUGGCAUAACAAUUAAGAAUGAUUUUUAAGAAUGAUUUUUUUAAAAAAUUCAAAGAUUUUGUUAUUUUUUUAAACUAUAGAUAUGUGUGCAUGUCUCUGCAGAGAAGUGCCCAUGACUGCAGGUGCCGUUUAUAGGCCAGCAGAGGGCAUUGGAGUUCCUGGAAUUGGAGUUACAGGUAUUUGCCAGCUGCCUGUUGAGGGUGCUACAAACUGAACUUAGUCCUUUGCAAGAGCAGUGCACAUUUUUAACUACUGAGCCAUAUCUCCAGUCCCUAUUUUAUAUUUUUUAAAGAGUUGUCAAAAGAAAAUGAUGAUACAGAGUCUUAUGUGGCUCACAAAGCUUAUAACAUUUAUCUGGUCUCUUAGACAAUAAGUUUACUAACCCUUGGUAAGGUAAUGGAAGAUUUGUAGAAUGUCUGAGUUUGAGCAACAUGGUGUUGUGUCUGUUUGUGUGUGCAUGUAAUAGUCUGGCCCUUUUUGAUUGCAAGUAUCAAAAGCUAAACACAAACAUCUUUAAGUCAUUAGGAAAUUAAAUAGCUUGCAUAAACACUAGAUCAAAGGCUAAAAUCGCUGCCUUCAGGCAUUAUUGGAUCUAGGGGUCUAAAUGACGAUGUAAUGUCUCCACCUCUUGAUUCUGCAUCCAUUUACAUGUUGAUCUCACUACUUCUUGCUCUAAAAUCCUAGGGAAGAUUUUCCUUAGUAUUAAAUCUAAA